Annulohypoxylon maeteangense is the source of this 2702-nucleotide messenger RNA. Its product is annotated as benomyl/methotrexate resistance protein. Gene Ontology annotation, molecular function: fluconazole transmembrane transporter activity. Lineage: Eukaryota; Fungi; Ascomycota; Sordariomycetes; Xylariales; Hypoxylaceae. Bases 449 to 2062 code for a protein of 537 amino acids. Gene Ontology annotation, biological process: xenobiotic detoxification by transmembrane export across the plasma membrane. The record is from RefSeq and is a predicted model, not a curated record. The transcript is spliced from 5 exons.
UAGUCUUGAUAUCGAAGGUUCAUUCGAUGCCUAGCUUGGCAUCUUUAUAUGUGAGAAUACUAUUGGGAGAUAUGUACGAGAUGCACGGGGUUUAAACCUCUAGCUCCGCACAAAUUCCGGGUACCUUACCCCUAAAUCAAUGCCCAAACCUCUAUCGCCGGAUACCUCCGCCCAUCGUGCAGAAUCAUUUAAAGCGAGAUAGCUUCAUAUAGUGAUCGUGUAGAAUUGAAGCCAAUCAGAUUUGAGCUAGGCAGGGCUGUAAUCAACUCAUCUAGCUGUUAAACAGGCCUGGAAGAUAUCGUAUCGUCAUGGGUAGAAAAUAAAUAGCCCGUAGGACUAAGAUUAAUGAUUAAAAAUUCAGAGACGAUUAGAAAACGAGCAUAUUCCUAGGCGUUUCCUGAGUGUCGCUCUCUAGAGAAACAGCCCGUACUUCGUAUCGUGUUAUACCAUGGCCACUCAAAUCCGUGAUACUGAAUUUGGCCAUCUCAUCCGUUUUGUAUCUAGGCGCAAAAUUUUCAGAUACCCCGACGAAGAGGAUGCUUCACUAUGGAAACAGUUCCUCCAAAGGGACAUGAGUUCAACGACCACAUCGCCAGGAGAGCAACUAAACCCACCUGAAGGCCUUUGCCCCAAUACUCUCGUUGAUGAUGGCCGAGAUACGUACUUAGUACAGUGGUACGGGUCUGACGACCCAGAGAAUCCGCAAAAUUGGUCAGGCAGAUGGAAGCUACUAGUCGCGUUCUUAAUGUGUAUCCUCAACUUCUCCUUCUACAUUGCGAGCUCGAUAUAUGUCCCCGGUAUACCAAGUAUUAUGGAGGACCUAGGUACCAGUGAGAUUGUAGCAACGCUAGGGCUCUCCCUUUUCACCAUUGGGUAUGGGCUAGGCCCUAUGCUCUGGUCUCCCAUGUCGGAGAUCCCCCAACUGGGACGCAGCCCCCUUUAUUUCUGGACGUUCCUCGCCUUUAUCCUGCUUCAACUCCCAACCGGAUUCGCUGUCAACAUGCCCAUGUUCCUCGUCUUCAGGGUUGUCACUGGCUUCGUUGGCAGCCCCCCAUUGGCGACCGGAGGUGCUACGAUCAUUGAUAUGUAUGACCCUGCUCGUGCUGGGUACGGCAUAUGUAUCUUGUCAUCAUUUGGGGUCCUUGGUCCUGUCUUUGGCCCGAUAAUUGGUGGAUUCGCGGCCCCAGCAGAGGGGUGGAGGUGGACAAUUUGGAUAUUCACAUGGCUAUGCGCGCUUGUGGUCAUCCUGCUGUUUUUCUUACUCCCCGAGACCAGCGCCGCGAAUAUCCUGUACAGGAGAGCGAAGAGGUUGCGGGAACUAACCGGAGACAUCAGGUUCAAGAGCCAGUCUGAGAUCGACGCUGCGAAUCACACCGCGAAGGAUUAUUUGCUUGUCCUCGGUAGAGCAUUCACGCUAACUUUCUCGGAGCCUAUCGUCUUCUUCAUGGACCUGUACUCGGCCCUUCUAUAUGGCGUACUGUUCCUGUGGUUCGAAUCGUUCCCUCUAGUCUUUGGUGAAAUUUAUGGAUUUGGUGCUGGAGCACAGGGGCUAGCAUUUCUCGGUAUUUUCGUCGGUGCUCUUGUCACUGUACCUUUCUUCCUGGUCUGGAUUCGAUACGGAAUAAUCCCGCGGUUCGCUAAGCCAUCAUUUAAGCCGGAAAUGGUCCUCCCACCGACAUUUGUAGGGGCUGUCACCCUGCCCAUCUGUCUCUUUUGGUAUGGUUGGACAGCGCGGGAGAGCAUUCAUUGGAUCGUCCCUAUCAUCGGCUCCAGUCUCUUUACUGUGUGUGUAGUCACGUUAUUCAACACAGUAUUCAACUACCUGGGGAUCUCGUAUCCCACUUAUGCAGCAUCGAUAUUUGCAGGAAAUGCGCUUUUUCGUGCCUCGUUCGGCGCGGCAUUCCCCUUAUUCGCCCGAGAACUAUUUCGCCACCUUGGUAUCGGUCCUGGUAAUUCGCUCCUCGGGGGGAUUGCAAUAUGCUUUAUCCCUAUUCCUUUCGUUUUUUAUCGGUAUGGUGUAAAGAUUCGUCACAUGAGCAAGAAUGCCCGGCACGAUAUUUAAAGAGGGAUACACAUACCUUAUGCCUGAUGCAAGCCUUGUAAAGUUAUUUUGGAGAUUGUUUGGAGACACUUAAGGUAGGAUAUCUGUGAUGAUAGAGCUUCGUAGGUAGAAUAUGCUUCUUAGUAAUUUUUGACUGCAUCGGUCUUAGUCUCAUCAAUUGUUAAAGAAGGAGGAAUUGUAGGAACCAUGAUGGCCGUGUUGAAAUGUCAAUAAUUGAUGUUGUUUGAAGGUUGUUAUUAUGUGAAGUCGUAACGAAUUUGGUAUGCCUUAGGUUCGCAGGAGGUUACACAAUAGCCCAAAGUUUACCCGUAAUAGCCAAUCAAACCCCUAAAGAUGUAGGGGAUUUUAGUGAUAAGGAGCGCUAUUCUUACAGCCCCGGAGGUAAUUUAUAGCGUUGUUGGUUGAACCGCCGAUUGGUUUGUGAGGCUAUUCACAACUUCGCACUGACCAGUCUCCUACCUACUAGGUAGGUAUAUUUUAUAGUGAAGUUGUGCCCAUAAACUGACCCAAAUUCAACAGAUGUAUGUGCUACAAAACAGCUUCAAAACCUCCAAGUACUAGGUAAGCUUAUGGCAUUCCGGAUUUUCGCCGAGUCAGGGUUACUAAUAGGUAAUAACAGGAAAGCCGCACUUAGUUCGGU